This is a messenger RNA of Uranotaenia lowii, 1608 nucleotides long. RefSeq lists its product as uncharacterized. The transcript has 6 exons. The record is from RefSeq and is a predicted model, not a curated record. Bases 211 to 1491 code for a protein of 426 amino acids. Lineage: Eukaryota; Metazoa; Arthropoda; Insecta; Diptera; Culicidae.
GCUGCUGUGAAGAGCAAAGAAAGCCAUCUUUGUUCUUAUCAAAACGUGGUGACCUUGAGGAAUAUCAUAGUACUUUGAAAUAUACAAGAUUCGUGAUAAUGUCAACAUUUGGGGGUGCGAAUGAUUUCAAAACACAGUCCAUCGCUUCACAUCGGCGCAGUCGGGCGCGUUUUUUUCGUUUGCGUACAGAGAAUUUGAUAGUGCAGAAUCAUGGCAGUCAACAAAGACGAACUACAUGCGCCCUCGUGGAUGACGGAGGCGUUUUUCGAAAAGGUUCUGCGCCAAUCGGAAGCCGACCAGACGAUAACGGUGGCCAGCUGCAAGAUGGUUCCCGGAACCAAACCGGGAGAUCACUUUGCCAGCAUCAUCUUCCGGGCCACCGUUGAGUAUCGAAGCCAUGGCAAGGAUCGUACCGUAUCGUUGAUCGUAAAAACGAUGCCGGUUGAGGAGGGCAUGAAGAAAGACAUGCUGAGUGGGACAUUGUUCGAAACGGAAACGAUAAUGUUUGGAACGGUACUGCCGGAAAUGCACCGGGUGCUCCGGUCCGUCGGCGACAACACGGAACUGGGACCGAGAUUGCUAUAUUCGGUGAAGGAACCACACGUCGUGAUGGUAUUUGAGGACAUUGCCGCAAGAAAUUACAUAAUGAAGUACAGCCAGCUGGACUUGUCGGAUGCCAAGCUGGUUUAUGCCAAACUGGCCCGUUGGCAUGCCGCCUCCCUCUUCCUGGAAGAUUCGUGCCCUGCCAUCAAGAAGCUCGAUGUUGGAUUCGGUAACUACGAAAGUGGAAAAUUUCUGUUCAUCUGGACCGAGCAGCUUGGAAAGCUGAUCAAAGUUAUUGCGGAAUGGAAAGGCUUCGAAUCGUACAGUGAACGGUUGGACAAUAUCAAAGAACAGCUUAUGAAAAAGCUGUUCGAAAUUUACACAUCCAGAGACCGUUCGAUCUACAACGUGCUCAACCAUGGGGAUCUUCACUUCAAGAAUAUGAUGUACCAGAUCGAGGAAGGCAAAACAAAGGAUAUCCUUCUGCUCGAUUACCAGCUAAGUAUCUGGGGAUCUCCGGCAAUCGAUAUCAUCUACUCGCUAUAUAACACCUGUUCAAUUGAAACGAGAGACAACCAUCGUAAUGAGCUUAUAAAAUUCUACCACGACGAGUUUGUAUCCGUACUAAACUGCUUGGGAUAUCUUAAGAAAAUCCCCUCGUUGCUGGAUUUGCACAUUGAAAUUACCAAGUGUGGGCAUUUGGAAACAUUCCUGGCGUGCAUCUUUAUGCCAUUCAUGUUGCUUUCGUUCGAUGAUUAUGGGUCGAAACCGGAAGCCAAAGAAGAAAUCAAGGAAGAUGGUGAAGAUAAAAAGGAUGAAGUUUUCGAUUACGCCGAUAAGCAGAAGAUGGAGGACAUGAUUUUCGGAGCCUAUCGCCAUCCGAAGUUUGUUGAAACUUUGAAAAAAUAUUUGCCAAUGUAUUUGCACCGAGGUUUACUGGAUUUGUAAAUUUGUAAAAUUGGACGCUGAAACCUCGAUUAUUGCAUUCCAAUAAUGGUUACCUACAUAUCUAACUCAGCGAUACUUUAGGCUUGUUGUACUUUAUAUUGUGUUUCGGAGAACUUA